GGCAACCGUGGAACAAAAUACGGAGAUUAAUACGCAGUAUUUGGGAUGGAUAUUUUGAUUUGUCCUUUGUUUACUAGUAUUUUGAAUGCAAAUGCGACAGAUCAAUGUUAAAACAUAUGCCUGAAAUUAUUUAAUUGACGAGUUUUCACGUCAUAUGUGGUGGCCUAUAUUUUUGGUCUCAGAAAUAUAGUUCCACUGUAAACAACAUGGCUACCGGCUUGCAUCUCAAUAUAACAGCUAUUCGCAUUGCGCAUUUGUGUUACUUGAACAUGAAUGCAUAACUCAAUUUCACGGCUGUCAAAUACUUCGCAAGCAUAAUGCCUACUUUAGGUGCAGUUGUCAGAGCAGGUUCUAGACCUGUCUCUGUUCAAAUGACUUCUGGGGAUGAAUCAAUUAUGAAUCGGGAUAUAUUAUUGAACACCGUUCAACUUUUGGAGCCAAGAAAGAAAACAAAUGUUCCAAAUCAUCUGCUGGAGACGAAAAUAUAUUCCAAGGUUGGGCAAAAUGCUGCAGUUCACACCCGCCCAUCGACCAUUCAUUUUGAUGGCUUUGAAUUACAUAAGAAACAGACCAGGUCAUUUAAGAUUGUCAACGCUUCAUCAGAUGUGCUCAGAAUGCAUAUCAUCCCACCGCAGAGUAAAUAUUUCUACAUCAAAUACACAAAGUCGGAAAGGAUGGUGCCAGGCCUCACCCUUGACUGUACAGUAGAAUUUACUCCUGACGAGUGGAGAUACUACUAUGAUUGUAUUAGAGUCAACUGCCCGGGAGAAGAGAACCUUGUGGUACCUAUUCAUGCCUACCCUGUGAUGAGCACCAAAGACUUCCCCCACCACUUCUCAUUCUCUCCAGUCCCUGUGGGUCACAAAAUGUCCGAAGUAUUUCCUCUCUACUGUGGAGCUCCAGUAGACUUUGAGUUUCAGAUCACCUACAUCCAGCCAAGUGUUGCCUUCCAUAUCUCACCUAUGUCAGGUAUUGUGCCAGCUAACAGCAAGGCUGAAGUGACAGUAACAUUCAUGCCCCGGGAGUUCCAUACUGUCCAGGCCAAGAUACAACUGACCAUCUCACAGUUCAAUUCUAAACCCAUCAUCUGUACUUUCUCUGGACAUUCCUCACCUGGGCUUCUCAAGGAAAUAUCUGAAAGCAGCCAUGCAAAUUCAGAGGUUCUUGACCCCAGAUGCCUAUCUCCACUGGACCGUGCAAGAUCCAAACGGAAACCAUCAGUGAAUAAACAUGCCUUAAUGACACCAAAAAAGGAGAAAGAAUACCAGGGAAUCAAGUUCCCGGCUGUCAUAGAGAGUCCAUAUGCUGUUGCACAGGUUCUCAUCCAGGAACCAGGAAAAUUGCGGGCAAAAGAUAUGAGAGAAUCUAUCUUGACCGAGAAGGACACAAACAAGCCAUCAAACAGACAAAUGAAGGAAGCCCAAUUUGAACAUGAUGUUCGUCAAAAUGUGUAUGAAGAGAGGCAGAACCAACUGAGAUGGCAAAUACGACUCGGCGAGGUUCAGAUCUCCAACAAGAAGCGGACACAUGUCAUAGAGGACAGGUUGCAUGCCUGGGAAGACUAUAUGGGAGUUUUUCCCAAACUGUACAACAAGCGUGGUGACUGCGUGCCAGAGAGUGAGUAUAAGAGAACCUCCACAAAGUGCACUUCCAAGAGGACACUGAGAGAUGCAGAAGAGCUUGCAUCAGCUGAGACUAAGUUUGACCCCUACACCAACGAUAUGUGGGCAAUCCGACAUGCCUCUCUCAGUGUGUUCCGACAGGCAGGACGCAAGGUGAUUAUUCGAGCCAGGGCAAGCCAUAAACUUGCCUCCCUGAGAAAAGCCAUGAUAGACUGGAGCAAAAAGAAGUUUGCCUUCAAGGGUUUAGUGGGUGAGCAGCUGGAGAAACUGGAUGAGGAAGAGGACAGAGAAGAUGUGGCUCAUCACUAUAACUUCUGUAUCCAGGAUGUCAAGAAGUAUUCAUUCCCAACAUACAUACCUCCCAACAUUAAGGAUGAUAUGGCACCUGAUGCAUUAGGUGUGGUACCAUUCAAACCAACUGCAGUCUUUGUCAAGAGGAAAGUGCCUUACUUCAGUCUCAAGGUUGCAAAACAGUACUCCCUGCUCAGCUACAAGAAGCAUGAUACCCAGACUGCCUCUAGUGGAUACAUCUCACCCAAACUCACCCAACCUCUCCGAACUGGAGCACAGGAUGAGGUAAUCAAAUUAUCAGCCUUUGUAGGCACUGAGAGUUCCUAUCUGGAGGAGAAACCGGUAGAUGAUGUGGCACUUGAAGAUGUUACCGACUCCAGUCAUGAGCUUGCGGAGAGGACCAAGAAAGAGACAUUAUCUCCCCCGGAAGCACUAUUUAAACCCAUUGAAUAUCCUCCUCUUCAUAUAUUUAAUCCAGCCCCAGGGUUACAGGUAUUUCAGGCUCCCAUCCCAUAUGCUGAGGUUGACCCAGACUUCCAUCUGUGUCCCCUUCCCCGCUAUGCCAGGAAAGAUUUUACGACCAACCCUCAUGCCUCCACACAGAGACACUAUCUGGAUAGAGAGGAUGUUGUGCGUGGUGUAAUGGGGUGGAAGAAGUUCCCAUCUCAGGGUCUCACUUCCCUCAGCAACACCCCUACCCUCUCUGCUGUUUGGGUGGCCAGGUGGGAUGACCAGUUCGGUGAUGAGAUGCUGUCCAAAGAUGUUCCCGCGUUAUUUGAUGGUCUCCCCGAGGAUGACAUGGAAACCAUUGAGGAUGAGGAAAUGGCAGAAUCUAAAUCUCGGCUGUGUGGCAUUGACCUUACCCCAGAGAUGGUGAACGCUCAGUUCAAACUUAUAGAUGGGUCUCAGGCAUCAUCAUCAACGUCAGAUGACAAGUUGUCUAAUGACCUGUUCCCACAUGGCAACAAGAUGCCUUCAGCCAAUAUCCCAGUUGGACCAGCAGGACCAGUGCCAAGAUACAAGCGUGAAGAAGAACUUGAGUACUUCAUGACAAAGAAAUACAACCGUCUUGGUGCCAAGAUCACAGCUAAGACAGCAACACUCAACAACCUUGUAACAAACCAAGAUCUUAUGCUCAAUUGAUCACAUAUAUUGUCUGCUUAUCUCAUAAGUAUCUUUGUACAAUUAUUAAAUUCAGCACUAUACACGUUAAUCUGUUCAUUCAUGGAAAUAGAUUGUUAUUUUACUUGUCCUGGAAUGACUGUGAUUCAUCAUAAAUCUGUUUGUAGUAAAUACCCCUCAGGAUAUACAGAACUUACAAGGGUCUUACAGUCCCAUACACCAAUUCAAAACACUGUGUAACUAAUAAUAUAUUAUUUUCCAUAAGUGUUACAUGGUGGUGAUAUUUAUUCCUUUCUUUAGUUAGUGGGACAUUCUUCAUGUUAGUGUGUACAUACUGAUCAUACAAAUACUGGCUAUUUCCUAAAUAAUGUAUUGCCAAAUAAACACUUCACUAUGAUCAGUUAAGGUUUGAAAUUUUCCAUCUAUGAUGUUGAAAUCAUUUUUGGGUUUAAUAGGAAUUUCUUGUGUGUAAUAUAUACAUUCAUGAUUUACUUGUGAGUAGAGUAAACAUGUUUAAUUCCAUAAUUUUUACCAAUGUGGAUGAGGUUCUUGAGAGGCAUAUAGAAGUUGGUAUUCAAGUCAUUCACCUGACAAAGGGGCUAGGAAUAGCCCAAAAACGUUGUGUAUAUAUUUUAUCCUGCUUUUGACACACCCAGCUUGACCUUGUAAUAUUACUGUGUGACGUUACCAUCAGACAACAGAAAGUAAAAGUACUACAUUAUGCAUGCUCUAUACAUAACAUGUAUUUGCAUUGCAUGAAUACUAUUUUGUUGCAGGCAACUUUGAGUAUAUGUAAUAAUAGUAAUAAUUACUAUUUAAAGACUAAUUAACAGAUUCAGUCUGACUUUGUUACUACCAGUAUUGGACACAUAAAACAUGAGAGUGGUCAUCUGAAUAACAAUCUGUCCAAGUAAAUAACACACACACACACACACACACACGCACGCACGCACGCACACACACACGCACACAUGCAUACCACUCACUGCGUAAGAGCUAUAAUCUUGAAUGGGACAUUAAACCUGAUUUCACCUUGACUCACUUGUAUUAGUUUUGCAUGAAAUAUUGCUUGAAUUGUAGCUAUGAAAUGAAAUCUGGACAUAAGUAUAUAUAAUAUAUUGGGACAUCUGACAGUUUCUGUAGUUUAAGGAGUAUUAAAGUGAAUUUUAGAACCGUAGGGCUGUGUCAUCUCAAUUGCCUGAAAUGAAGUUAUUUGAAUGAAGAGUUUACAGUGAAAGCUUUAUCGAUCAUCCUGUAUUAAAUAUAUGUAGUAGUCAGUUGUGAAGCAAUGCCAUCUCUUAUCAGAUUUAUCCUAAAGUCUCUACUCGAAAUGCAAGGUGAGUGACAGAAGCUUAAGGUGGAAAUACAGUUGUUAACCUCACCUACCGGUUCGGAUUUUAAUGUACUUGUCAAUAACAUGACAAUCUGUUCACCAAUUAAAGUUUUUGUGAUACA
Haliotis rubra (blacklip abalone) is the source of this 4490-nucleotide messenger RNA. RefSeq names its product cilia- and flagella-associated protein 221-like. Gene Ontology annotation, biological process: cilium assembly; cilium movement. The coding region runs from base 318 to 3056 and encodes 912 amino acids. The transcript has 24 exons. The record is from RefSeq and is a predicted model, not a curated record. Lineage: Eukaryota; Metazoa; Mollusca; Gastropoda; Lepetellida; Haliotidae. Gene Ontology annotation, cellular component: cilium.